Molecule: messenger RNA, 4729 nt
Organism: Cottoperca gobio
Lineage: Eukaryota; Metazoa; Chordata; Actinopteri; Perciformes; Bovichtidae
Gene: znf648
Product: zinc finger protein 648
Exons: 2
Coding region: 661-2175 (504 amino acids)
Biological process (GO): regulation of transcription by RNA polymerase II
Molecular function (GO): DNA-binding transcription factor activity; RNA polymerase II cis-regulatory region sequence-specific DNA binding
Source: RefSeq, a predicted model, not a curated record
CAAAACAAAGUGCCACUGUUUAGGUUACAUACGGGAUAUUUCUGACAUUUGUUUUAAUUGUCUAAAUUAAUUAACGCACGUCUGACCUCGUAACCUAAUAGGUAAUUAAAAUAUCAAUGCGCGGCCAACUUUCAACACACCAUCACGGCGGAAGAACAAAGGUUGACGUAUUUAUGUGUUGUUGUUUUUUUACGUCGCUUUAUAAGCCUACCUUAUAAAAGUUGAAGAGUUGAUAGGAAUACAAUAAACUCCCUCAACGUCCAGGUUUACCGUAAGUAACUAAAAAGUAUGCAUAAAUGUUUGAAUUUCUGUCUUUCGACAUGCUACAGGGAAUUUGAAGUUCUCCGUCACAGACAGUGAUUGUGAAACCUACUCAGCAGGCUGUAUGCAAACGGCCGGUAAGCUAUGGAAGGUAAACUGAGCCAGGCUGUUAAGAUAUCAUUGCUGUUGCAAUGCUGACCAGUAGGAUAGACGCUGACCUAGUGACGGCUGCUGCCAAAACUCCGCCUGUUAACACCACCACUGCACAUCUCCCAUAUGUUAUACUAGACCCGGUGCUAGUAUAUCUCUGUGGCAUCUCCUGGACCUGACCUGCUGCUCGGAAGGAGACCGCAGAGUCUUUUUAAGUAGGCAUAGUGAUCGAAUUUCAGCUUAAAACUCAUGCAGAUGAUUUCAAGCCCCACUCCAAAAGUGACCAUGGCUGAUGAAAUCUCCCCACGUCUGUCGGACACAGCAGUUGUUGCUAUCAGAAGUAACGGGAAACACCAAGAAAGACAUUGUGUCACUCCUUCUCUCCCAGAUGGACAGAUCUUAGUUAAUACUCACCAUGUGAAGACUGACUCUUCAUUUGGCGGCAUUUGUGGUAUGACUUUGCUUUCAGAGAGCUGUGACACUGGAAUCCUUUAUCUGAACCCUCAAACACCAAAGUGGUCUCUUGUGGAGAAGUUUGCUGAGCUUUCACAGGCAGAGGAAACAGGAUUUAAAGAUGACCAGGACCACGGCAGUCAAGGAUUGUUACAAUGCACUAAACAUAUUGAGAACAAUACAAUGUAUGGAUAUAAUGAAGUGCUCUUGGAUGCUGCACAAAUGAAGGAACGCUCUCAAUACCUCAAGAGCCAUAACAUACAAAGUAACGCCUCAGACAAACAAAGAGCAUCUAAACUCAAAGAGCUAAAUGUUGAGGAAUAUUCUCUGGGUGGAAGUGGGAAUAAGACCAAACAAAUAAAUAGUCCUAUUAAGAAAUUACUUAAAAAGUGUGAAGAUGACAAGAUCCCUCGACUUUUGGUAGCAAUGAAGAAACGCAGUGAAAUUGACAAAGAGCACCGUCCCUUCAAGUGCACACACUGCAACUGGGCUUUUAAAAAGCUGUGCAACCUACAGAGUCACCUUCAAACACACACUGGCCUCAAGCCGCACGUGUGUGAUAUAUGUGGCAAGGCUUACUCCCAUCAGGGCACACUGCAGCAGCACAAGCGUCUGCACACAGGUGAAAGACCAUAUCACUGCCCUUUCUGUAUCAAGACCUACAUCUGGUCCUCAGAUUACCGCAAGCAUAUUCGCACACACACUGGUGAGAAGCCUUACGUCUGUGACACUUGUGGCAAGGAUUUUAUUCGCUCCUCUGACCUGCGAAAGCACGAGCGGAACAUGCAUACCAAUGACAAGCCCUUCCCAUGCAUGCACUGUGGCAAGACCUUCAAUAAACCCCUCUCCCUGAAGCGUCAUGAGCGCAAGCACCUUGGAGAAAGGCCCUUCUCCUGCCCCGACUGUGGGAAAGCCUUCGCUCUGGCUAGUCGUAUGGCAGAGCACCAGAAGAUCCAUGCGGGAGUGCGUCCGUACAUCUGCUCGGUGUGCUCCAAGUGUUUCACAAAGUCGUCCAACCUGACCGAACACGAGGCCAUCCACAGCGGAGCGCGGCCCCACAAGUGUGCAGAGUGCGGCGUGGCGUUUGCCAUGGCUUCUCGCCUCGUUCGUCACCAGUACGUCCACAGUAAAGAGAAACCCCACAACUGCACAGGCUGCAGCAAGAACUUUAGCCACCUAGCCACACUGAAGCUUCAUCAGGAGCAAACCUGCGCUGGGAUGAUCUUUGUCUGUGUGAAGUGUGACAAAUCAUUCCAGUGUGCUGCAAAGCUUGCACAGCAUAUGCCGAACCACAGGGACAUGAAUAUCUGAAUGAGUUUAAAGACAGGUGCUGUACACAUCCGUUACGGUGCCAGUACUAUUCACUUGCAAUCUGUAUGUUUUAAAUGCUGCGGUUUAAUUUGUUCAAAUAAUCAGUUCCAGGCACACUCAAAGUCACAGGGCACCAGUUUUAUACGUUAGAGGGAUAGUUUGGAUUUUUUACAGUGGGGUAUCAAUUCAAAUGUACGCUAUAUUUAGAAUAUAUUCUGCACUUUUCUUUGCCAUCAGACAGUCCUUUCUGAUGGGGAACAGAAGCCAUUAUCUAUUCUCUCUUCAAAGCCACCAGACUCCAUUGAAUAAAACAGUAAUUUUACCUUGCUGAGUUGCUGGUCUACCUCUGCCUCGAUCAGUUAUUUGUUUGUGUUAUUUUGUGACUUUGGUCUUUUAAAUGUUAGUUCUGAUUCACCCCUGUAGGUAAUACACUGAAUAAGGAUAAGUACCUCAUUCAACACCACUUCAAAAUAUCUGAACUAUCCCUUUUAAGAUAUGUAUAAUUGUACCUGAGGUUCCCAUGAGAACAUUGUGGGAUAAAAAUGGCCACCAGCUUUGGCAUUGGAGCCGACAUCUUGAUGGAGUGAUGUGAACGUCUUACAAGAGCAUCAGACCCUUUUUAAAGGGCAAAUUAAAUGUUGGGCUAAUAGUUUCUAAGUUAAUAAUACACACAACACUGCAGUUUUGAAUGUAGGAAAUUAAUGUUUAUCAUGAUGAAUGGCGAGCUGUUCUGUAGGAGGAUGCCUGGGUCACCGAAUCUAGUGGCCAAGGUGGGACAUGCUGACUCAAUUCAAGUAGGGAUUGUUCUGAUCCUUGCAAUUCAGAAUGCCCAUCACUUUCUCAUGCUGAUUUUAUAGCUACACAAAGCUUUACAUACCCAAGUUUAGCAUCAGUGACAUUAGCUGAACAUGGAGUAGAUGACAGCUUUGAUCAUAAGUAUUAAUGAUGGGAAGCUGGUACGUUGUACUGUCCUGACAGAUGGAGGGCAAGCUUUAUAUUCUCAAGCCACCAUGCAUAUAAAUAUAACAGAUACAUCAAUACUUACUUAUUCUCAGAUGUUUUUAUUGUCCGUUGAAUUCUGAAUGCUGCAAUUUUUCUUGACGCACAAACGGCAAUAACUGCAUGAAAAGAGUUCUAACAUAGCCAUUACAUAACAUUGCUGUGACCACAUUAAUAGAGUAGAGCAGAAGAGUACCCUGGCUUUGUUGCCAGUGGACACUGUUCUGUGAACUAUCUUGUACUCAUGUUGCUUUUUAUUCAUUAUUGUGUUUGGCAGUACAACUAUUUCCAUGUAGGAUAAUCUUCAGAUGGUUGUCUGAAUUUCCGUAUGCAUGUAAUGCCAGGUGUAAAUCUAUGGCUCUUUUUAAUCAUAUUGACAAGCACUACAGACAUGUUUGGUUUGUAAGAGGGUCUUUCAAUUCAAAGAUAUCCAUUCUAAAUGCGUUUAUGCACUAACACAUUAUUGGCAGGCGGUAGGCAUCGACUCACAUCCUGGCUGUCUGUGUGUGCGCUGAAUUCCUGGCCACUGUGGAUGGCCAAUGUAUCCACUUGGAUACUGCCAACUAAUCGUAAAAGGAGAAGGCACCUGCCGUGUUGUCACUUGCUCUACAUUAGGUUUGAGGCCGUGUUUGGAAUCCCAGAUAUUGUUUUGGUAAGAUGUUUUUAUUUAAUAUGUGACAGGCAAAAUUGCACUGAUAAACUUGUAAUUAACCCAUUGCUGGUACAGAGGUACAAACAAAAGAAUUGACAUAUACUGUAAUACAUAAAGCACAAAACCAAAAGACAAAAGUAAAAAAUUAAAAUCAAUUACAUCCAAACAUGUUUACAAAGUAUUAAAAAUGUUGUUCUGAAAUGUAUUCCAAGAGCAUAUAUUACUGUGUGUCUUAUAUACAUUAUGAAGGCACUAGCUUUGUUUUCACACAACCAUUUAUAAAACAGGGAUAUUAAUAAAGCUCCUUCUCAGAUGAAGGCAUUGCAAAUAUCAGCGCAUAAACAGUUUGAUCCUAUAAGUGUCUCCUGGCUGGUUGUGACGGAGGUGUGGGGCAUGUUGGGUGUAGAGGUCUUUCCCAAGGCCUCUCACCUCCUCCUCACAGCAUGUGGUAUCAUUCCAUCUUGGCAGCAUGACAACUCUAUUUUUGUUCUAUGUCAUAUAUGAUUCAAACUAUUCCACUACAGAUGGUUAACAUAAUCAGAUAAUGUACAUUCAUUGUGCAAUAGUGAGCCUACUAAUUCUACUUACUUGCGUGGAAGAUUAAAGACCACAGCAUUGGAUUACAUUUUAGUUUGCAUCUCAUUUAUGUUUGAAUGCAUUUUUAAUUAUUGGAUAUUUUUCAUUAAGUGUAUUGUGCUUAUAAUACUUACAUGCUUUUAUUUAAGUAAGGUUUUGAAUGCAGUACUUUUACUUGUAGUGAAGUAUUUAUACUUUUAAAUAUAAAUGAAAUUUAGCCACUGGAUACUCUUUGAGUAGUGAGAGUCAGUUAUGGAGGAGACAGUCGCUCCAUGUUGCUGGCAUCGAUGGUCCUGGUCAAACACAUCAUACGUAAAUGGUAAUUGG